AUGACGGCGCCUCAUAACAACGGCUUCACACCUCGAAUGCAGUCCACGCGAACGACAACAGCCAGACACAGGUCCGGGCUUCUCUCGGACGGCGACGACUUUGGCGGUCUGUCUGCCAACAUCGCCCGGCUCCUUUACAGAUACGUGCUGCGCAAGGCUGCCGAGACGUCUCGGAUGGCAGGCAGCAUGAUCAGAUCGAACGGUGGCCACGGCCGACGACAGCGACCGCCUCUGCUUGUCCGACUAUUGCAGACGGCGUGGUGGCACAUGCGACGCAACCUGACGCGACGGCGGCUGUUCAGCGUGCCGCACCUGCUCGUGGGCUUCUGGAUGCUGGUGUUGCUCUGGGGCGAGCGGUGGAUCUUCCAUGCCAGAGUGGCCCAUUGCGACUGGGGUCAUUGGGAGAAAUGGCCUUCAGGAGCGACACCCCACCGAGUCAUCUUUGUGGCGGAUCCGCAGAUCACGGAUGCGCACUCGUAUCCCGGACGGCCGUGGCCGCUGAGCGCGCUGACGGUGAUGCUCACGGACAACUACAUGCGGCGGUCAUACCGCGAGCUGCAGGAGCAGCUGCGGCCGGACACGCUUUUUUUUCUGGGCGACCUGUUUGACGGGGGACGCGAGUGGAGGCCUUCGCGCGGCGAGUUUGGGGAGCUGGCGUGGAGCAGCCGGCCGGAGAGCGAGAAGGCGUGGGCACGGGUGUGGCAGAAAAAGUACGCGGAGGACUACUGGCUAGGCGAAUACGCGCGGUUUGGCGACAUCUUCCUAGACGACUGGAACGUCGGCGGCUUCAGAACGAGGGCGGGCCAGCGUGGCCGACGGCUGAUUGCCAGUCUGCCGGGCAACCACGAUCUGGGAUUCGGGUCGGAGGUGCAGCAGUCGGUGCGCAACCGGUUCGAGAGCUUCUUUGGCGAGGGCAACCGGGUGGACGUGGUGGGCAACCACACGUUUGUGUCGGUGGACACGGUGUCGCUCAGUGCCGACACGUCGGAGCGGGCGAGCCAGCCGGACAUGCAGCCGAUCUACGGCCCGACACAGCACUUUUUGGACGACGUGGCCUGGACGAAGAAGAAAGCGGUGGCGCGUGAGCUGCGGCACCAGCACGGUCUCGGCGAGGAGGUGGUGUUUGCGCACCGGGUCGAGGACCUGGACGAGGCGCAGUUUGACGUGGAUGGGCUCCGACAAGCGCUGAGCAGCAGCAGCAGUGUGGAUGGGGAUGCAGUAGCAGACCUGCCGACGAUCCUGCUCACACACGUGCCGCUAUACCGACCACCAGGAACGCCGUGUGGGCCUCUGCGGGAGCACUGGCCGCCGACAAAGCCGUCGUCUGCGGACGUCGAUGCCGAGGGCAAGCCGCAGCCGGUGUUUCCCGACGAUCGCAACGCGAUCUCGGUCACGCGUGGAUACCAGUACCAGAACGUGCUGAGCGAGGCCGACUCGAUCCGGCUGGUCCGGAGCGUGGGCAACGUGGUGCAGGCCUUCUCGGGCGACGACCACGACUACUGCACGGUGGUGCACGACGAGCGCCAGGACCACGUGCCCGAGAUCACGGUCAAGGCCUUCAACAUGGCCAUGGGCGUGCCGACGCCCGGCUUCCUGAUGCUCAGCCUGCACAACCCGGUGGACGCGGCCGGCCGACCACUGACUCCGGCAGCCGCCACCGGCAGCACCAUGCAGACGCACCUGUGUCUGCUGCCCAACCAGCUGGGCACGUUUGCGCGCUAUGCCGGCAUGGUGGUCGUGUCGCUGGUGCUGCUGGCCGCGCGCGCCGUGCUCGUGCCCGUGCUGGGCUGGCAGCCGUUUGCGCUGGGUCCACGUGACGGGCGGCUGUCCGAUGGUGGUGGUGGUGACUCGAUCUCAAAGUCGCGCUCGUCGUCUGUGCUGCCGCUGUACAGCAAGGCCAAGGUGGAGGACGACGAGUACGGCGGCAAGAAGAGCUCGUCAGUAGCAGCAGCAGCAGCAGCGAGCAAUGGCAGUGUGGACGAGCCUGGCAACGUGUCUGGAAACGAAAAGGGAGGUGCGAGCGGCUCGUCCGGCUUCUUUGCGCCACAGGCAGCCGCAGCGACGUACUCGCGAGGCCGGGCCCAGGUGAACGGCCGUUCUGGCUAUGGUUAUGGCGGUGGUGGCGACAGCAGUCUGGGCGGAUUGGCGCCGCCAUACCAGCAUCCACACCGACACAAGAACCGCAGCGGCCGUCCGCGCCGGUCGUCCAGGGCGUCGGCAUCACCGGCCUACGCACCCAAGAUCGAGAUCGUCCGUGAUGAGGACGACUCAUACGGCGACGAUUCCUCGUACGACAGCUUUGCCAACGAGGGCGGCGACGGGAGAACGGCGUACUUGGUUGGUGGUGGUGGUGGUGGCAGCAACCGGUGGAAGCCGGCCGCACGACGACGACGACUGCUCAUUGCCGGGCGGACGGCUCUCGCGAGCCUGAAGCGGCUCGUCUGGAGCACGCUGGGACUUCGUGGCAGCGGACGUGGUCGCUGGCGUCAGGCCGGCUUCGGGUUCAUGUAUCGCGGGCUGAACGGCGGCAAUGGCGACGAUGACAGCAGCCAGCGACGGCGACAUGGCGGACUGCACGCCCAGGAUGGACAACCCCGUGCAGGAACGCUGCAGGUGGCCGGACGCGAGUUCUGGACGACGACCUGGCGCUUAACCUGGAUGGUCGUCGUCUUCUGGGCAUGGCUAAACCACAGGGGAUAG
Messenger RNA from Grosmannia clavigera kw1407, 2700 nucleotides. Its product is annotated as manganese ion homeostasis protein. Lineage: Eukaryota; Fungi; Ascomycota; Sordariomycetes; Ophiostomatales; Ophiostomataceae. The record is from RefSeq and is a predicted model, not a curated record. The transcript has 2 exons. Gene Ontology annotation, biological process: GPI anchor biosynthetic process. Gene Ontology annotation, cellular component: endoplasmic reticulum. Bases 1 to 2700 code for a protein of 899 amino acids.